UUGUUUGUUUUAUAGACCUGAUUUACAGACAAUCAGAAUAAUUACACCCUUGCUGAAAUGGAGCAAGGCAGACGCCCAAUUCUUUCUUGGUGUGUCUACUGUUGUUCAUACAUACUGUAAAUGGAACUCAGACUGCGAAACGCAGGCUGAAGUUGCUGACAUUAUUUCAUUCCUUGAGAAACAAGCUCGUACUGGCUGUCAGCUGAAAGGAAAAACUGAAGCAACCCUGGAGAAGGCCCUGAUAGCCAUAAAAGCUCUAGGGAACAUGGGUGUUGGUAAGAGUAUCAUAAAUCCUACUUUGCAACAUUGCAUAGAACAUAAACUACUGCCCACAGAGGUCAGGAUUGCCGCUGUAGAGGCCUACAGACGACUUCCUUGUGAAGAAUCGCGAGAAUACUUCUUGAAUCUCUUUCGUGAUCAGUCGGUUGAUUCAGAAUUACGUAUUGCGGCCUAUUUGGAGGUGAUGAAAUGCCCCACUUACAUUGUGAUUAAAACAAUCAAACACUCACUUGAUAAAGAAGAAGUUAAUCAAGUUGGGUCUUUUGUAUGGAGUCACCUUCACAAUUUGUUGAAGUCGUCUAGUCCCAGCAAAGUGGAAAUACAAGCACUUUUACAAGAUAAAGACCUUGACAGUAAAUUUAGUAAUGAUGUGAGAAAGUAUUCUCAUAACUAUGAAGGCUCCAUGUUUUUUGAAAAUUAUAAUUUUGGUGGAAGCUAUGAAAGUAAUGCUAUCUUUUCACCAAAAUCUUACCUACCACGAUCAGGAACAUUCAAUGUCACUGUAGACCUGUUUGGAGAAUCAAUAAAUAUUUUGGAGGUAGCUGGUCGCAUGGAAGGUUUUGAGCACUAUAUCGAGUCUAUUUUUGGACCCAAAGGUGCACUCAGCAAUGCGAAAGUAAAGGAAGGACUUGAUAAACUAAGGUUCUUACGAAGUACAACAGAAGACAUGAGGUCUAAAGUGAAUGCUCUUCCAGAUGUUGUGGAUACCAAUUUUGAUGAUCCGAAGGCAUCUAUUGCAGUAAAAAUAUUUGGAAAUGAAUUAAGAUACCACAAGGUUGCUGGUGAUGACGGUGUAAGGGCUGCAUUGAAUUCCAUUAAUCCAGUACAAAAAAUAAAACAGCUGUUGUCAGGAAAGGAAAUUAACUACAACAGCGCUGCGCUGUUUCUAGACACCAGCUACAUUGUACCAACUUCAACAGGACUUCCGAUCAGUUUAAGUGCUGUGGGUACAGCUGCAGUCAACUUACAAAUGUCAGGGUCCAUCAAAGCGGGUGACUUUUUGAAGACACACGAGCUGGAUGUUGAGGGCAAAAUACGACCAAGUGUUGCUAUAGAUGUUGUUGGAACAAUGGGUGUUGAUGCCUAUUACGCAAGUACCGGAAUCAAACUACGAACUAAUAUGUAUUCUUCAUCAGCUGUGGAGGGUCAGCUAAAAGUUCGAGGCACCAAACUUGUGAGCCUGAAUUUCAAUCUUCCGAAGGAUAAAAUUGAAAUAAUCAACGCAAGAUCUGAACUGAUAGUUAUGCAUGGUGAUAAGGAGGAAUAUCAGGCUGGAAUCAAGAAAGGCCGAGUGGAGCAGAAAGUAUGCAGUUGGCAGUCGCUUGACCAAACACUUGGUCUGAACUUUUGUGCUGAUUACCAGUUUCCUGCAUAUAACUUAAAUAGUAGCAGUCAAUUUAUUUUUAAUGGCCCUACCAAGCUUGCCGCAAGUCUGCAAAAAGCUGAUCCCACUGCAAAGAAGUACAUGCUUGAAUACAAAUGGGACACUACUAAAGAGAAUGUGACUGUUGUAAGUCUUGUAUUUGAUACACCUGAAUCCAAGUUAAAACGAGAAAUGAGCAUGAGACUACACCUGGACAUGAACAGCCAGAAUCUCACUCUUCUGCUGCAGUCAAACAGCAGCAGAUUCCAAGCACAUGGGAAAUACAAAAACACUGAAAAUGAGAAGUAUAUUCAGUUUGGUCUAAAUAUUGAUGGUAAAAAACAUUUUGAUGCAGAAGUGGGAUUAAAAAUAAAACAAAUAAAAUAUGGUUACUCGUAUCAACCCAAAUUUUACCUUGGAAUUAACAAUGAAAGGAUUGCAGAGCUUUCAGGAAACUUGAAGUGGAUUGAAAAGAAAGGUGUUUCACAAUGUGAUGUGAAUUUAGCAUUUCACACAAAGAAAGUAACAAUGAAAUUAUUUGGCUAUGUUCAAAAGAGUGAUGCAUCAGUAUCUACAAACUUAAAACUGGAUUACAAGUUUCCAAAAGAAAAAUUAGAAACUGUUAAAAUAGAAGCAGAAUUGAGUAAUCGAACUGUUAAAUACUUGUAUCAACUUAAAGGGAAUUUAAAGAUAGGAUCGUCAGCGUAUUCCCAAUUUAAUUUCACAUCUUCUUUGAACUUCCUUAAAUCUCAGGGCCAUGUUGAAUGUAUUUUAGAGAUUAACACUGGGCCACAGUUAACAGAUCAAAGGAAUAAACUUACCAUUCAGCUGGUGUUUAAAUACAACAAGAACUUGGAAGGCUGCAAGUUAAACACUUUUCUCAGCAUUACAAAACCGUUAAGUGAAAUUAACAUCAUGCUAGGUUUCAUGUAUCAUUUAACUGGCCCUGUACAUAAGGCGGAAGCUAAAAUUCAAUAUGCCACAGACAAACAAGUUGUAAUCUCUGCAGAUUUGGCAAUUCCACGUGGCAGCCUAAUGUAUGUUGAUGCGAAGCUGAAUGUUACAUUACCCUCAUUUAAUCCCAUGCUGCUGGAAUUGAAGAUACAUGAAAAAAACCCAAAUGAAUAUGCCAUUGAAUUGUCAGGAACAUGGUUUAGCGGACACACUUUUUUUGCCAAAGGCUUAUACCAGGACAGAACAACAGCAAAAAUUACAAGUCACAACUUGAAAAUGAUUAUCAAGUCACCAAGCUUUAAUGAAAUUUCUGUAGUGUGUAAAAUUCUGUCUGAUGACAAGGAACUGAAAGUAGAUUUUCAGGCUGAUCAUAAUGAUGAUAAAUACUCGCUGCUAUUGAAGCAUUCUUCGACUUCCUCAGCAGAAUUCGAGACAUACGUUGACUUACGCUACAAGAAAAGAAUAUAUACUCUGACUACGACUAUUAACCUUUUGGACCUUAAGCAGAUGCUCUUGGAGUUACAUCUUGACCAGCACCGAGAUAUUCACGUAGCUUUGACAGGAAUGAAUCGUGCAGACAGAAAGGAAGCAGCAGUUGAAAUCAAGUGGGAUGCCAACCGAGAUCCUGGCCAAAAGUUUGCUGCGUCUGUUGAAUUUGUCAACCCUGACCGAUUUAAUUACAGCGGAGCUUUCUUAAUAGCCUAUCCUGGUCGAGCUGUGAAAGGGAAUUUUCAUCUUGCCUUUAAAGGUACCACUUACAAAUCCUCAUCCCACUUAGAAUGGAGCCCAAAGGAUGUUAUUGAGGUGACCAUAGUCUCUGUACAUAAAUACACAGACAAUUUAUUGGUCAAGGUGAACUGUGAGCUAUUGACACCUUUUGAGAACUGGAGGAGGACGUCUGUAUCAGGCGGCAUUCGACAUGAAGACUACUUGUUUAGUGCUAAUGGCAGUGUGUACUGGCAGGAUGAUCAGAAUAUUGCAUUGGAUUUCUACAAUAACUAUUUAAUCACUGAAAAUGGUUUCCUGUAUGAACUCAAGUCUUCCAUAAUAAGUACCAUCCCACAAGUGUCAUCAUUGUCUGGAAGAUUCUAUCACAAGCAAACGAACAAGAGAUUUGAUACAAAUAUAUACAUACAGUAUCAUCCACAACAGACAAUAACUAUGAAGAGCAUGUGGGAAUAUGAACAGGGUCCAGAAUCUUAUAACCUCACAGGAAUAAUUUCUAUGGUUUCUCCAUUUGAUGGAUAUCAUAUGGGAGACUUAAGUAGCUGGGUACAUGUCACCAGUGACUGGGACAUUACAGGUGCUGCUGAUCUGAACCUUGAUACAAGGAAAUACACUCUGAUAUUGGAAGGGCAUUUGAAGAAACUAAGUAACAGUAUGCUUGAAUUCAACAUUACUACACCAUUUCACAAGUAUGGAACCAUCACUGGACGAUUUGGUUAUUCAGAAGCUGAAAAGCAUCUUGUAGCUGAAGUCAAAGGGCCUUCUUUUGGUAUUGGAAUUGAUAUUCUGUUCAGAAUUUCCAGCAUAAGUGAUUUUGAUGUGAAGUUCAGUUUAGAAACUCCGAUGGAAUUUGUAACAAAAGCAUUGGUUAUUGGGAAAUUGAAGGAGGAUAUGAUUGAUUUCAGGUGUGGCUGGAAUGCUUUAGUUAUUGGAUUUUCAGGAGUCUGGCAUUACGUGGCCAUUACAGAUUUUGAGCAUAAUUAUCGAAUUUAUACUCCACUGGAAGGAUUUGAAGAGAAUGGCAUCAUAGCCAAAUUAAUAUACAGAGAUGGCCUUGAUUUUGCUUUUGGCAUUGUACUGUCUGAUAUAAAGCUUGGUCUGAAGAUUGCUGGUGCACCAAAACCCCUUUCUAUUAAAGUCUUGAAUUCGAAAAAUAUAGGACAAGAGCUAGAAGAGAUUGACCCUGAUUAUGAUGAUAGUGCUGGCGAGGAUGAAAGUGAAGAUGCACUCAGUUGGAGGGGUGUCAUUGAACUGGACACUGUCCUCUACCCAACAAUGAAAGGAAUGCUGGACAUUGACGAAAGGGGAACUGUUUAUAAUAUUGUGGCAUCACUGGUGCUUCCAGAUGGAGUUGCAGAAAUUCGGGAUGAAUUUGAUUUUAUUGAUAUUUUUACAAUGACAAACCGACUUCAUCUUACAACUCCAUGUGAAUGUUUCAAAGAACUGAUAUCCAAUUGUAACUUUCAAGUGAUGUUGGGUGAACAGUAUGAAAUGUCUCUUGACUUUAAAGUAAAGAGCAAAAGUGAGUGGAAGAAUGCUGGAUUUUUAAUAAAAUAUACCUAUGGAAGUGGAAAAGAUGAGGAAACUGAUGCUCAUACCGCAAGACUCAAUAUAUUUUCUCCAUUUGAUACUUUGAAGCUCUUGGAUGUAACAGCUUUAAUAGAAAUUCAAGACAAAUUUUAUCACACCAAUUUGACAUUGCUGACUAACCAAAGCUAUUUUACAACUGGAGGAGACAUUGAGCUAAAGGAUGGUUAUGUAGAUGCAUCUGUGGGUCUGAAUAUGGUAUCACCUCUUUACAACAUAUCAGCUUUUCGAGUAUCAGCUAUAAAGGACUUCUCUAAUGAGGAAAAAAGAAUUGAAUUUGUGCUUGAUAGAUUGAAUGCUACACUUAAAAAUUUAAAGUUUGAAGUGUCAUGGCACAUUGAAGGGAAUACCUUUGUCAAAGCUCAAGGAAUACUUCAAACACCUUAUGACAAGCUAUCUCUGAUUGAAGGAAACAUUAUAUUUACCCAAAAUCCCACUGAUUCAUCUGUAUCAUUGGAUUUUCAACUUACAUAUGCACCAGGUCAACAGAUAAUGGUGUCUUUACAUUUGGAAGGAAAUAUCCUUACAGUUGAUAUGGAUAUGCCUAUUGAAGGUUUGAGUAAAGCACAGCUGAAUGGCACACUGACUCCCACUGGUGACGGGGAAAAAACUUUGCAAGCAUUUUUGCAAUCUGAUGGAAAAUUGCAUAAUGUACAUGGCAAUGUCAAAGUGACACCUCAGGUUCCAUUCAUGGUGAAUAUGAAAAUUGUAACACCUAAUAAAAGUGAAAAAGAAAUUGGUAUAAUGUUGAAAAUCCAGAAAAAAGAGAAUAGUUUUGAAGUGACUUCUGCAUUUAUGCAAGGGAAAAAUAAGCUAACUGUGGAGAGUGAAUUAGAUCUGCAGCCAAAUGACUGGAACAUUAAUAUGAAGGUUGUGACUUCUCAUCCCAUAUAUAGUUCUUUUGUUGUAAGUGGAAGGCUCUUGAAACAGAGUGAUGGAAAUGUUAGUCUGGAAGCAAAUGCAAACACAUCCAUACAAGGGUUUGAGAGAUUGGUGAUUGGAGGGCAUUACUUGGUGACUGUGAAGUCUGGUAUUGUGAGAGCUGUAUUUGAUGCCACACAAGCUAAAGGAAAAUUUGAUAUGGAAUGGACGUGGAUCAUAAUGGAAAAUAUGGCUGCUAAAAUGAUUGGAUUUUAUGAAACAAGAAAUGUGUCACGACAUCUUAUCUCAGAGGUGUUUUAUAUAAAUCCAAAAAAAUCAUUCAAAACGUUUGCUGCUGGAGUGGAUGUUAAUAUUAACAGAAAUAGUUGGCAAUUUGGCACAAAUGUGAGUCUUGCAAUUCCAUCGACUGGUAAUGUCACAGUAGCUCUGAAUCUGAAGCUUCCCCCACCACAGAAUGAAGUCCAUACAAUAUUUAGCAAACUACAAUACACAAAGGAUUACAAAUAUGUGAAUGAAGUUUUAAAAUAUUCCACAUUUCAUUCAAAGAAAUUGUAUGCAACAUUUGGAGAGUUUAGAGUAAUGUCAGAUACAAUUGAUGGAAAUCUGACAUUUAGAUGGGGAAAUAUCAACUAUAAAUCAAUUACCAAUAUCCUGCAAGUGAGUCGUGGAGACAGAUUGAUUGAUUUAAUGUACAUUUUAAACACGCCAAAAUAUGAAGAAGCUACUUUGGUAGCACAGAUGUUUUACGACGGUUCUGAUGUUUAUCAUAAAAUAAAGGGUAUGCUCUUUUGUCCUGCAAGCCAUUUUAUCACUGGUGGUAACAUAGAUUACAACAGUUUUGCCAACAUGCAUGGCAAGGUCAAUACAACCAUACCAUUUUCAAUGCUGCCAUAUGUUGGACUCAACUUCAAAGCUGUGACAAAUUUGUUACAUCAUCAGCGGUUUGUAGAAGCCUUCUGGCCUAACAACACUGCACUCUUUGAUUCCAAAUACGCGUAUGAAAAUGAAAAUUACAACACUCAAAUAAAUGGUUCCAUUAUUGUUGAAGUGCCACUAAAAACAAGACAUACGGGAAACCUGGUGUAUGGAUUCAAGAAAGGACCAGUUCUUACCACGGGUUAUUCUUUCAUUGAGUACAACACCAGGAAGUUUUUAGAAGGCCGGUACAACUGUACCUCACAGUCGUCUGCAGGAUUUGAUAAAGAUGUGAUAAACGUGGAAAUUGAUAAUGCGUAUUCUCCAUUGGGCAUUCUGUAUAUACAUCAGUUUGAAUACAGUGCAGGAUUUGAAGGCGAGAAUUUACCAACAACCGACUUAAAGAGAGCUGAGAUUUUCAAGCUGCAUAAUAAAAGUGGAUUACACUUGACUGGUGAAGUGUUUGUUCAUUCAACUGAUACUGGACAAGAAAUUACACUGACAGCAAUUCAUACAAACAGAACUGUUAGACUCAAGACAGACUAUAAUUUCUUGGACCAUGAAUUCAAACAUAAGUCUGUUCUGCACCUUGAUCCACACUCUUGGGCAAGUUAUGAUGUCACUAUAGUCAACAAAGCCACAAAUGAGAAGGAAGAAGAACAUGUGGAAUUAAACUUUGCAUAUCCAAAGAGAAAUUUCACUGCUUUGGGUUACUACCAAAUGUCAAAUACCUCAUUGUCUUCAGAAAUUACAUUUGUGUGGGAUAAACAAGCAAGGAAGAAAACAGUUGGUGCAUCCUUUGAUUGGAAGAGAUUGAGUUUCUCUCCCAACAAGCAACAUGCUGUUGUUAGCAUCAAACAUCCCUCUUUUAUAAGGGAUGUGACACUUAAUGGCCAUUACUCAGCUGAUAACAAGGAUUUGGUAGAUGUAUUGACUGAAUUGGAAUACUCAACAGACAGCAACAAGAAGCUGUCCUUGUUUGGGAAAUUGCGAGACAAUUCAAGAGGAAAUACAAAACAUUAUAACUUUGAAAUACUGGGAUCGCAUCCUGCUACUAGGCUGGAUUUGAAAGUGCAAGGUCAAGUGAAGUUAGACGGAAAAAUUUAUGAAACAAACAACGAAGCAAGCUACAAGAGAUCAUUCCUACCAUUACAGACUGGAAACCUAAAAGGAAGAGUGAAUAGUAUUAUAAAAGAAAUAGAAUUUGAGAAGAAGGCACAGAGAGAUUUGACUUAUCUGAAAGGAAAGUACACUGGCAAAAGUUCUUUGUAUGUCGUAAAUGGUACAUUUAUAAAAGGAAGGAAUCUCAAUGCCACAGCUAAAUUCUUUAUUAACUUGGAUGAUAAACUGGUACAAGGAAAUAUCAACUACACACCAGAUGCUUCAGAGAGUUUCAAUAUGUAUGGAAAAAUCCCAGAUGCUCGAAACGUUAUCCUUAAUAUCUGGAGAGAUUAUGAAGACAUCCGUAUUUCGGAUGUAUCUGUUUAUCUACGCUUGAAUCAUUCACGUCUUGUUACUUCAAAAUUUAAAUGGCGCCCCGAAAUUAGGGCUGAAAUAAUGACUGGAAUUUAUGAUGCUUUUGAUUCAGUAUGGAAUGCUUUUAUUAAUUCUGUUGACUACUGGAGGCAGUACAUUAAGUCUGAAACCUCAGAUGCUGUGAAUGACGUUUGGCUAGAUGCAAAACCAAUUGUACAGAAAUUUCUUGAUGAUGUCAGUGAACUAAAACAUUUGUCUGAAGAUUUUGAGGAAUUCAAGGUUUAUUUAAACAAGUCCUACAACGCAAAUGAGUUUUACAUCCGAGAUAUUGUUGGUGUUACAAUCUAUGUCAUCGAUGAGUUAUCGCUUAGGGGCCAUAUUGAAUCACUGCCUGAAAUUAUAAAUGAAAUAUGGGCAGUAAUGGGAGAGUCAGGGGAGGCAGUUAGAAAAUCACUGGUUUGGAUUAUUGAAACUAUCAAAUCUUCAUACAAGAAAGUAGUAGAUUUUAUAAAUGGACUUCUGAAUGGUGAUUCAACAGCACAAAUAACUGCACUGCUUGAGAAGUUAGUUGAGAAGUAUGACAGAUUCAUCAAGGAUCUCCAUGUUUCAUUCAUAAAGAAAAUGGAAAAUCUGUGGAAUAAAGUAUCUACUUUCUUAUGGAAUCAUUGGCACAGUUUCUUACAAACAAUUGAACCUACAUUUAUUAAGUUUCUUCAUUACUUAGAAAGUGUACUCUGGAAAGCAAGCAGAGAAAUCUUAGAUUUCCUCUAUGAAAGAAGAAAUGAUGUUUUGGAAUCACCAUAUUUUUCCAAGAUCUAUGAUUUUGGUCAGGAUGUAGAUAAAUUGUACAAGGAUAUAAUUAAAAAUGACAUUAUAACUAAUGUCAGGAAAUAUUCAAAAAAAAUGUACGACUUCAUAACAGAGAAAUAUUUCACCAUGGUGCCAUUUGGAAAGGAAUUGCACCAAAUUGCCAAUGAGUUGAUAGAAGAAUUUAAGGAAUUAAGCAAACUUCCAUCUAUAAAUUAUGCAAUCAAGAAAGCCAAUGAGUUGUAUGUUAAGGUGGUCUGGAUGUAUGAAUCACUAGAUCUUGGAACAAGAGUACAGAUGGUGAUAAGAAUAAUACACAAGAAGUUGACUGAUGUAACACAGACUGCCCUUCAAGUUGAGAACAAGUAUCGAGAAGCUAAAACAAAAUUUAUCUUUGACCCAGAGAGUGGAAAUGUGGAAUGGGAACAGAAGCUUCCCAUGUCAUGGCACGCAUUUAAUGAAACGCCUAAAUUUGAAGAAAUUCCAGAAUACAGAGCACUGAAUGAGCUGCAGGCUUACUUCAUUACAUCAAAUUUCACAUUCUGGACAAUUUUUUAUAAGUACAGGCCACUCUUAGAUCCAUCAUGUUGGCUGCCACCAUUUAAAGCUCAAGCUAUGAUAGCAGGAACUCAGCAUUUCAUGACAUUUGACAGAAGAUUUUUUGAGUUCCAAGGAUCAUGUUCCUACUUGUUAACUCAAGAUUUUGUAGACAGGAACUUCUCUGUUGUAAUAACAUUCAAUCCAAACAACAAGGUUAACACUCAUGAACUUGCACUUAUUAUUGGUAAAGAGGUAGUGCAAGUAAAUGUGUUUGAAGAUUCUGUGAAAGUCCAGAAAGAGGGUAUCAAGCAACUACCCAUUGCAAUAGAAGACACAUAUAUCUAUCAGGAAGCACAAAUACUGACAAUAGAAAGUGCCCAUGGGUUUUCCAUGCAGUGCAACUUUAAAUUUGAUGUUUGUACAGUCACUUUGUCUGGUUGGUACUUUGGCAGAACUGCAGGUGUUUUUGGAACCAUGGAUAAUGAACCAAGCACAGAUUUCCUUACAUCCAGGAAAACAAUAGAAACUGACUUGGGCAGAUUUGUGAAGAGUUGGGCUUUGGAACCACAGAAAUGUACUUCUUCAAAGAACUUUGCUCUGCAGCAUCCACGACUUGACGCUGAACUCUUUAAUCUGUGUGAUUCAUUUUUCAAAUCCAAGACAUCACAGUUCAGUUCUUGUUUUCCUGUUAUUGACCCAAUGCCUUUCCUGAAGAUGUGUCUCAACAGCAGAGAGUCAGGCACCAAGGAUCCAUGCAUAACAGCUGUGGCUUACCUGCAAGCAUGUCUCAUGGAGAACACUCCUCUUAGGAUUCCUGACACGUGUGUCAAGUGCCAGCUGGUAAAUGGAACUGCAUUGCUGGAAGGAGAUUUUUGUCACAUGGAGAAUAAUGACAUCCCACAGUCAACUGACAUUGUGUUCAUAAUAGAGGCCAAAGACUGUAAUAGAAAUAUAAAAGACAGAAGAAAUAUGGAUGCCCUGACUUCUAUAUUGUUAAAGGAACUAACAGAUCAAAAAAUAGUAUCUAACAGGUUUGCAGUUGUAGUAUUUGGAGGAGAUGGUGUUCAUGACAAACCUCGCAGCAUUGUUAUCAAUGGCAAUGUCUUCACAGAUCAUCAUUUCCUUCCUCAAUACUUCGAGAACAUUCCAGCAGGUAAUGGAAGUGCAGAUAUUUUUGGAGCAAUCCGUUACGCUGCCAAACUACUGUUCAGACCAGGAGUCUCCAAGACUUUUAUUUUGUUGCCAUGCACAAACUGUGAUCCAGCUAAUACUACUGUUGACUACACAGUCUUGCAUCAAGUUCUUCUGGAGAAUGGCAUCACCCUUCAUAUUCUGAUGAAUAAUGAAUUCAAAUUUGGAAAGGACAGAGUGAAUAAAAUUUUUUAUGGUAUGGAUGGGUUAACUGCAUAUACAAAGAAGCAUGUGAAAAUGAAAACAGUGGUGGGAUCCACUGAACUCCGAAGACAAGUUAAACUUCCCAAAGUUGCAUUGGGAUACUGCACACCACUCGCACUGGAAACAAAUGGUACUGUCUUCACAGCAAGAAAACUUGAGUCAGACAAGAAAAAUGUUGUGAAGAAGUUUGCAACUGUGUUUGCAAAGAGAGUCGCCCAGUCUGCUCGGCCCUCGUCUUGUCAGACUUGUGAGUGUACGGCCGAUAACAACGGAAUGAGUUACAUGGAGUGCUUUCCAUGUGAAUAUCCAUCUCCAGUCACAAUUGACUAUGAUUUCACUGAAGAUGGGGCAUUUCAACUGACAAGGGAUGAUGGUGACAUGCAUUAUGAUGACUCAGAAGAUGAUGUGGAAGAUUUAUAAAGAGAUAUAGAUUAUAAACAGAACAUUUCAUAGUGGCUGAUGGCAUGAGUUAUAGUUAAGUUAUUUACAAAGCAUUUAAACAUUUCUGAAAUAUAAAUUAUGCAUACAUUGGACUCUUCCUGAACUGACUCUCUCUUAACCAUUUCUUUCCAUUAGCUAAAUUCCUUCUUUCUUGAGAGUGGAAAUAGGAAUUUCAGAGAUAAUAUGAAUCGUGAAUAAUACUGAUGAAACAGACAGUUAUCAGGGCUGAACAGACAGAAGAUCGUGAGGAUUCUGAUGAAACAAACAGUUUGGAUACCGAAAGAAGGUGAACUAUGCAGCCACCUAUGAAUCAUUGCACUUUUCUAGCAGAAAAAUUUAUUGAACCAAUUUACUUUUGAGAAGUGAUGUCAAGACUUCUGUAAGAAUUUCAUAUAAGAAAAGCUGACCGAUUCUUAGGUUGUUUUGAUAAAUUAAGCUACAUUUAUUUCUGUGCAUAAACAUUAUGAGUGAAGUGUAUCUGUAAUUAUACACUCAGUUACGAUUUUUCACUAUGUGCAUUUCUGUUCUGUUAUUUUAGUUACUGUUUCUCUAAGCAGGAAACAUGCCUCCAGAUAAACUAACUAGUCAGUUAAGCAUCUCUCCUCAGUCCAGUGUAAGUCUCUGGAUUUAAAUACCACUUUAAUUUGUGUUAAUGUUUGUAUAUGUUACAUUUUCAAGUGGUGACUACAAUUUAUAAUCAAUAUCAUGCAACAAAUAUUAGGUUUAGAAAAUAAGUUCUGUAAUCCAUUCUGAAGAUAUUUAAAUGAAUUUGUAUGGUUUUAUGCUUUCAGAAUUGAAAAGUGAAAGAAAAUCUGAAAUUUUAUAUACAUUUUAAUACAGUAUUUUGUAUUGAAUGUGCCUAUUGGUAACUUUCAAAUACAAUAUUCCAGUGGUAAUCUGUUUCUCAUUGGUGGCCAUUUAAUAUUCACUGUAAUUUACAUUUCAUUGCAUUCCUUAUAACACUAACACCAUGAGUCUGUCAUAUAUUUCAAAGUUAUGAAAAGGAACAGGGUUGUUCAAUGUUAAAAUUAAUUAAAUGUGAUGCUCAGAUGACUGA
This is a messenger RNA of Zootermopsis nevadensis, 12422 nucleotides long. RefSeq names its product Apolipoprotein lipid transfer particle (gene Apoltp). Gene Ontology annotation, molecular function: lipid carrier activity. Gene Ontology annotation, biological process: lipid transport. The record is from RefSeq and is a predicted model, not a curated record. NCBI's taxonomy places the organism in Eukaryota, Metazoa, Arthropoda, Insecta, Blattodea, Termopsidae.